AUGGUUAUAGGCGAUUUUGCCAUUAUUGAACUGUUUGCAACUAAAUAUCCGGCGACCAAAAAGCAAGAAAACAGAGCUCGCGAAACAGCUCUUCAAAUAGCGGAAAAACAAGAAUUCAAACGUAUUGCUCAAGUACUAAAAUUCGGUCCGAAUUCGGCGAGUUCCCUGAUCACAGCUGGAAAAAAAGAUGCCACACCUAAACACAGCUAUGAAGUACUUGCAGUUGCGUGUCAGAAUGGUCAAGCAAAAAUUAUAAAAGAGUUUUGUCAAGAGCGUUACGAGUCGAGAGAAGAGAAAAGACAUCUAUGCUAUGAACUUAUUCCAAUUGCUAAAAAACAUAACCAAGAAGAAAUAGCCAACAUUCUUCAAUUCCACUACGACGAACAGUUAAAAAUGGAUAUUCCCUCGGAUAUAGAAUUGGACAAAAUAGUAACAUUAGGUGUAAACUAUAAGAAAAUGUUACAUGGACUUUUGGAUGGUCUAAGUACACUAAUUACUGGAACUUCUGUUGAUCUCGAUCCAACUGAUCCCAACACAUUUGUAGACUUAUUCUCAAAAUUGACAUCAAAAGCACGACAAAAUUCAACGGAUCUUGUGAAUGCUAACACGACAGAGAGUAUUCGCACACUGAUUAAAAAAGAUGAGAGUGAUUUAAACAAAAAAAUGAACGAAGUAGAAAAUCGAUUGAAUGAAUUGGAAAUGUAUAAUAAAACGCUCGAGGACAAUAUUCGAGAAACUGAUAAACGCUUAAGCAGUGCACAAGGUUUGCCCGCUACUGAACGAAAAAAGAUUUUUGAAGAGCGGGAAUUACAUAAGAAACAACUAGCUGUUUAUGAGUCUUCAAUACUUGUGUUUCGUCGAGAACAAGAAACCCUAUCGAACAGAACCAAAACCAUUCAGUAUAUCAAGCAAAAUCCUAAUCUAUUCUUAUUUUAUCGAACGAUUGAAAAUCGUUUACAAGCGUUGUUUACUAGUGUUCUGGCAGCUCAAGGCGGUUACCUGAAAACUCAAAGGAAUACGACAUAUAACAUAUUGGGAACAGCUUCUGAUGCAGUUUUUACAGUUUUGAACAUGGAAAAAGAAUCAAUCGGCCAAUUAUUAACAUUUCGUGAGUAA
Rotaria sp. Silwood2 is the source of this 1116-nucleotide messenger RNA. Lineage: Eukaryota; Metazoa; Rotifera; Eurotatoria; Philodinida; Philodinidae. The record is from the annotation of a GenBank genome assembly.